Messenger RNA from Cyprinodon variegatus (sheepshead minnow), 783 nucleotides. RefSeq names its product sperm-associated antigen 1A-like. The transcript is spliced from 4 exons. Gene Ontology annotation, molecular function: protein binding. Gene Ontology annotation, biological process: axonemal dynein complex assembly. The annotation marks the transcript as partial. Lineage: Eukaryota; Metazoa; Chordata; Actinopteri; Cyprinodontiformes; Cyprinodontidae. The record is from RefSeq and is a predicted model, not a curated record. Gene Ontology annotation, cellular component: cytosol.
AGGAGGAAGAGUUUGGACGCACUGCGGAGGGGAGCUCAGCCAUGGGGAACGCGCAGGAUAAACCCCCCGGUAGCAGCGGAGGAGGAGCGACCCCCAGGCGGGGACAGGAGAACCUGCAGGCUCCCAGAGCUGCUGGAAAGGAGGUGGCAAACGGCGCACCGAGAGAAAAACGCCGAGAAGGAGAGGCAGAGGAGCAGAAGCAGCAGUCGGAAAGCUCAGGAGGGGAUAGGAGUUACCUUGAUGCUCCGGCUGGAGCUUUACCUCCUCACCUGGCCCGGCUGAAGAAUGAAGGAAACCACCUCUUUAAAAAUGGCCAGUUUGGAGACGCGAUAGAGAAGUACUCCCUGGCUAUAGAUGGAUGUUAUGAGGCAGGCAUUGACAGCCCAGAAGAUCUGAGUAUCAUCUACUCCAACAGAGCUGCUUGUUACCUGAAGGAUGGAAAUAGCAGAGACUGCAUACAAGACUGCGACAAGGCUUUAGAGCUGCAGCCUUUCUCCUUAAAGCCCUUGUUGCGCAGAGCCCUAGCCAAUGAGUCACUGGAACGCUACAGGAAGGCCUACGUGGAUUACAAGAUGGUACUGCAGAUCGACAACGGGGUGCAGGCAGCUCAUGACAGCAUCCACAGAAUUACCAAGGCGCUUAUUGAGCAGGACGGGCCUGAAUGGAGAGACAAGCUGCCGGAGAUCCCUGUUGUGCCUCUGUCCGUCCAGCAGCAGCACAGAGAGAAACCAGUCAGCAUUGAGCUGGCCCAGGCGCGAGCCGCCAGGGCUGUACAGGAGGAAG